CGACACCCCCACGACUGGUCGACGGCGUGGUCGGAGCAUCCAAAGGAUAAAAAAUAUUGAAAACAACCCCAACUCAAGCCACAAGGCUCUUCCUCUGGGACAGAACAACAACCUGUCGUCAGCUGUUGGCAAUACUCCCUAAAUAGAGGAAAAGGGAUUUAUUUUGAUGUCGUAACUCCCCCAGAACAGAAUAAAAAAGGAAUUAUUUUUCAACAAUUGGACAUUGCAAGUGCGUCAAUUGUAUUUUUAGUUUAGGUUAUUUGGGUCACGUAACGAAUGUAACGAAUACAUUUCUGGGUCAAACGAUUGAUUACUGAGGAUGGACGAGGCGCCGAAAUUGUACGGGAGGAGACGGAGUAUCGUGAGGCGGAUCGGCUCCUUUCUUCCUCUCAAACCACCUCCCAAGAUUUAUGUGAGCGUGACUGCUCUUCAUUCCAUGUCCAACUCGAUGAUCAAUGAGGAGAGCAAUGGGGAGGCUGGGAGUCCCAACGAUUUUGGAGAAGGCAGACUGUCCGGCAGUAAACCAGACCUCUUAGAGCCAAUUAGUUUCGGCUCUGAGGUGCGUCUCCUAGCCCUAGAGCAGGAGCUCCAAGAAUUGAGAACGCAAGUCUCACUGAUCGUUAAAACCUCCGACCACAGCAAGACCCAUUAUUCGUCGAUGGCUUCAUUAUCAAACGGAAACACGACCACUCAUCAACCACCACCACUGCCCCCACCCCUCCCACCACCCACAACCCCCCACAUCGCAAGACGAUCGAGCCUCCAGGACCACAAAUUGGAGGACAGAAAGAAGCCUCUGGUAGUGCAAAAAUCAAUGGGAGAUAUGCUCAAAGACAUUGACAAAGUUAAAUUAAAACCUAUCGAAAGGUCCCCUGGAGGUCGUCCCCUGCGUCCAAAAAGGGUAAACGGCCCGUGGAAUGAUCUUCAGGAGAUCCUUCGUAGGAGAUACAUUGCCAUGGGACAGACACCAGACAGCAGAAACUCGUCCACCUUGACCAUGGACGACUCCUUCUGAGAUUAGAGGAAAAUGUUAAAUUCCGAAAAUUUGGUAUCAGAAAGUACUUGAGGGUUUAUUUUUUAUGGGGGAGAUACCUCGAGCAUUCCUGGGGCCUGAGGGGUCUUUAGUUUAUCAGAUAUGUGACAGAUGAAGAGGCAAUAGUGGAGUGGUGGAACGUAACAGGAUGAAAUAUUU
Molecule: messenger RNA, 1192 nt
Organism: Diachasma alloeum
Lineage: Eukaryota; Metazoa; Arthropoda; Insecta; Hymenoptera; Braconidae
Product: mitochondrial fission regulator 2
Exons: 6
Coding region: 320-1015 (231 amino acids)
Source: RefSeq, a predicted model, not a curated record